Dioscorea cayenensis subsp. rotundata (Guinea yam) is the source of this 3281-nucleotide messenger RNA. Its product is annotated as probable leucine-rich repeat receptor-like protein kinase At5g49770. Bases 151 to 3027 code for a protein of 958 amino acids. The record is from RefSeq and is a predicted model, not a curated record. NCBI's taxonomy places the organism in Eukaryota, Viridiplantae, Streptophyta, Magnoliopsida, Dioscoreales, Dioscoreaceae. The transcript has 19 exons. Gene Ontology annotation, biological process: protein phosphorylation. Gene Ontology annotation, molecular function: ATP binding; protein binding; protein kinase activity.
UUCCUUUGUGAGUCUGUAGUGAGUUUGCAAGAUUUCAUGAUGGAUUUCCAUCAUGCUGUGUUUGUUGGUUUCUUGCUAUUCCAACUAACUUAACAGCUUCUAAAUUAAGCUCUUCUUCUUCAGAGGGAAACUCUCUUGUGCUCCUCUCUCAUGGCUUUGCUUCCUCUGCUUUUGCUCUUCUCCAUGGCUUCUCUUGUUUUCACAAACACAGACCCUCAAGAUGAUGCAGCACUGAGAUCUCUAAUGAAUGAGUGGGCAAACACACCACCAAGUUGGGGAAGAAGUGAUGAUCCUUGUGGCACACCAUGGGAAGGGAUUUCUUGUGAGGACUCUAGAGUUACUGUGGUGAAAUUAUCGAGUUUGGGCCUCAAAGGUACUCUUAGUGGUGAUGUAGGUCAGCUCACAGAACUGAAAUCACUGGAUUUGUCUUCAAAUACUCAACUUGGAGGUCCACUUACACCGAAUAUCGGAAGUCUAACCAAACUUACAACAUUGAUCUUGGCUGGUUGCAGUUUCAUUGGUAACAUUCCUGAUGAAUUGGGCAAUCUAGAACAGCUCUCUUUCUUGGCUCUGAACUCGAAUAAGUUUACGGGAAGGUUGCCUGCAUCGUUAGGCCGGCUUGCUAAUCUCUACUGGCUUGACAUUGCGGAGAAUCAGUUGACUGGACCACUUCCCAUCUCGAGGAACAAGGCCCCUGGUUUGGACUUGCUUCUCAAGACAAAACACUUUCACUUCAAUAAAAACCAGUUAUCUGGCACCAUCCCGGACAAUCUUUUCAGCUCAGAGAUGUCAUUGAUACAUCUACUUCUAGAUGGAAACAACUUCACCGGAAACAUUCCUCAAUCGAUAGGAUACGUGCAAUCACUCGAGGUUCUCCGUCUUGAUAAGAAUUCUCUGAAAGGUCCAGUUCCUACCAAUCUCAACAACCUUACAAAAGUCAAUGAGCUUAAUUUAGCGAAUAAUCAACUGACCGGACCAAUGCCCGAUCUCACUGGGUUGACUUCUCUCAACUAUGUGGAUUUGAGUAACAACACAUUUGACUCUUCAGAAGCUCCAGCCUGGUUCACAAAAUUACCAUCACUUACUGCUUUAGUGAUCGAACAUGGAGGACUUCAAGGACAAGUUCCGCAGAAACUUUUCAGCAUUCCACAACUGCAAGAUGUGCUUUUAGAUAACAAUAAAUUCAACGGUACACUUGACAUGGGUGACAGUAUAAGUCAGCAACUACAAACUGUGAAUUUUCAGAAUAAUCUCCUCACGUCGGUCACGCUGACUUCGAACUACAACAGCACUUUAAUACUUGUUGGAAAUCCUGUGUGUGAUGCUCGGCUCGCAAAUUCUAUCUAUUGUCGUCUGCAGCCAAUGCAGUUAUCGGCACAGUAUUCCACCAGUCUCACACAAUGUGGGCCCAAAUCAUGUCCUCCCAAUCAGAGUCUCAGCCCUCUGAGUUGCAGUUGUGCCUAUCCUUAUGAAGGAGUGAUGGUUUUCAGAGCACCAUUCUUUCGAGACGUGACGAAUAGUACAUUGUUCGAAUCGUUAGAGAUGAGUCUAUGGACCAAGCUCAAUCUUCCUCCUGGUUCAGUGUUCCUUCAAAAUCCAUUCAUCAACAGUGACAAUUAUAUGCAGUUGCAGCUGAAACUCUUUCCGUCUGAAGACAUAUACUUCAACCGGUCAGAGAUUCUGAGGAUCGGGUUUGAUUUAAGCAACCAAACAUACAAGCCACCGAAAAUGUUUGGACCGUAUUAUUUCAUUGGAACUCCAUAUCCUUUUCCCGCUGAUCAUGUAAAAUCCUCGACAAGUACAGCUCUAAUUAUUGGCAUUGCAGUUGGCUCUGCUGUGCUGGUAAUCGGACUCAUGGCUGUUGGAAUCUAUGCUUUCAAGCAAAAGAAACGCGCCCAAAGAGCAAUAGAACUAAGCAAACCUUUCGCAUCUUGGGCUCCAAGGGGUUCAGACAGUGGCGGCGCACCACAACUGAAAGGAGCAAGAUGGUUUUCUUAUGAUGAACUCAAGAAAAGCACAAGCAAUUUCUCCGAAAUGAAUGAGAUUGGAUCUGGAGGCUAUGGAAAGGUCUACAGAGGAAUGCUUUCCAAUGGACAACUAGCGGCCAUCAAAAGAGCACAGAGAGGAUCAAUGCAGGGUGGCCUUGAGUUCAAGACUGAGAUCGAAUUACUUUCCCGAGUUCAUCACAAAAACUUAGUCAGUUUAAUCGGAUUUUGCUUUGAACAAGGCGAACAAAUGCUGGUGUAUGAAUUCAUCCCCAAUGGAACACUAAGAGAGAGCUUGUCUGGAAAGAGUGGCAUACAACUAGAUUGGAAGAGAAGAUUAAGGAUUGCUCUAGGAUCAGCAAGAGGAUUAGCUUAUCUUCACGAGCUCGCUAAUCCACCAAUCAUUCAUAGAGAUGUCAAGUCUACUAAUAUUCUUCUGGAUGAAAAUUUAACAGCUAAAGUUGCAGAUUUUGGUCUUUCAAAGUUAGUAUCAGACAGUGAAAAAGGUCAUGUUUCUACUCAGGUCAAAGGAACUCUGGGGUACUUGGAUCCGGAAUACUACAUGUCACAGCAACUGACAGAGAAGAGCGAUGUCUAUAGUUUCGGAGUGGUAAUGCUAGAAAUGAUUACCGCGAGACCACCAAUAGAGAGAGGCAAGUACAUUGUACGCGAAGUGAAGACCGCAUUGGAUAAACGAGACGAGGAAUUCCUCGGUCUUAAAGACAUGAUCGAUCCAACAAUACGGAACACAACACCCCUCAUUGGUUUCGGGAAGUAUGUGGAGUUGGCCUUAAACUGUGUAGAAGAAUUAGCAGCAGACCGUCCAACAAUGAAUGAAAUUGUGAAAGAAAUCGAAUUAAUUCUGCAUACUGAUGGACUGAACACUACUUCAACAUCGGCAUCUUCAUCGGCAACCGACUUUAACUCGAAGGGAAAUCCUCGGCAUCCUUAUAUUGAUCCACUGCCAAAAAAGGAAGUUAGCAGUGAUGCAUUUGAUUACAGUGGUGGAUACACUUUAUCUACAAAAGUCGAACCGAAGUAGGUGUAGAAUUUUUUCUGUCUGACUUUUUUGUUUGCAAUAUAUAUAUAUAUAUAUAUAGAUUGAAGGUUCAUGAGAAAACUGAAGUGAUCCUUGUAAUGUCUGUAAUUCAUAAGAUGAAUAGCUUCUUCUGCUUUUGUUCUUGAAUAAUUAAAAAAUAGGCAUUGUUAGUGUAUGUAAUUUAGUUAGCAGGGAAGAAUACUGUCUGGAUGUUGUGCUAUGUGAAUGUCAUGCAUAUCAUAUAUGCAUUAAAAUAA